AUUGCAUUUGUUUCAGAACAUCAUGAAUUUGACUGAAUAUGCCAUCACCAAUAGCAACCAGUGCAGGUAUCAUCAUGUCCAUAAUAUUAUUUGGCGGUGUAAUAUACAAGAAUAUUGGCCCAGCUGACAAAUCAGAAGCCGAUCUCAAAAUUCCCAGAAGCCCAAGUAAAACUAGUCUGGAAGACAUGAAUGAGUACAUAAAAUUCAUGGUUCAAAAAGAGCUGCAAAAAUCCCAGAAUAAAAACCCACAGACAAGCGAGGUGCAGCAAUAUAAACAGGGAGAAGUACAAACAGUUGUAACACCUGAAAUGUUGAACAACAUUAUAAGUAGUAGUAUACAGAGGGCCAUGGAAAAAUACAGCGAACAGAUGCAAGAGAUGCAAGAUAGAUUAGAUUCCAAAUUAGAGAAUCAUCUCCAUAAAAUGGAGGAAAAAAUUAUGAAAAGAUUAGAGGAAAAAACAACACAUGAGGACAACUCUGAAGACAAAAGUGGGGAUAGAUUUGUGUCUGGUCCUGAAAAUGCCAUUGAUGAAAGACUGCAGAGAAUUGAAAAACUGUUACAAAAGGGAAAAUCGGAGAGCUUCAACUUUUCUCAUUAUGUGGAAGUUGCGAGUACCAUAAUUUCAUCUGUAACUGUGACUUUAGUUAAUAUAACUAAUAAUUCCUUCAUAUUUCUUUCCAAUACUUCAAAUUGGUCAACUUUAAAAAAGCCUAUUUUUCAUGGCUAUUUCAAUGACAUAUCAAAUCAUUCCAUUGUUGCCUCCACAGUGGCUGUCAUUUUUUCAAUUGCUUUGGAUAUUUGUUGUUGUUACUGUGUGUGUCGAGUCUGCUCUAGAUGUUACAAGAAAACCAAACCAAACACAAAUAAUGACAGAGGACAAAAACCAGCCCCAAAAUCCGUAUCCACUUCAUUAGAUUCAGAUAUAGAGAGAUAUCGACAAAAAUUAGAAAAUUCACUGUGCAUAGUAAGUUUUUCCAAAGAUAAUGUGGAAUCCUGCCACAUGCCACUGAUGAAAUCUUUAAUGGAAUGCUUGAUGGAUGUAAACCUACAAACCAAGCGUGUUGUCAUUAGAGAACCCAAUAAUCUCAACAGCAUUCCUCCCUCUAAGAUAUUUUUAGUGAUUGUUGACUUCAAUGAAAAGAAUGAAAUACUGGAACCACACCAGCCAAAAAGUAGUAAACUUUGCAUCAAAAGAGAAACAGUUAGAAGCCUAAUGGAUAGUUUUGCUCUUGUUAUUCUUGUAUACUGCCUGGAGGCCUCUUCAAAAAAGCUGGACUUGGGUGAUCGAUUUGCACAUAAGUUAAAUAAAAUGGUGAUUUCUGUGAAGGAAUUACAGGAGUUGGACAAUAAGCAAUGUUUUUACAGCGUAUAUAAGGAAUUUCAUAGUUUCCAAUUAGCAAAUCUCCGCCAGACUAUUAGAGAAUAUUUAAAAACAUUUUAGGAUUAUGUUUGCAAGUGAGUUAAGGCUUACUUUAGACGUUCGAUCCUGAUAUUUAAAGUCUUAAACUUUUUUUGGCAAGAAAUUUUUAGUUUCUACAUACAUAGCUUAAAUAAAAUUCAAAUCAAAAAAUGGGGGUAAAUAAGCUUCUUUUGGCGCUACAGUACAUUUAAUAUGA
Saccostrea cuccullata (small rock oyster) is the source of this 1617-nucleotide messenger RNA. RefSeq lists its product as uncharacterized. NCBI's taxonomy places the organism in Eukaryota, Metazoa, Mollusca, Bivalvia, Ostreida, Ostreidae. The coding region runs from base 39 to 1442 and encodes 467 amino acids. The record is from RefSeq and is a predicted model, not a curated record. The transcript has 6 exons.